Messenger RNA from Sitodiplosis mosellana (orange wheat blossom midge), 2112 nucleotides. RefSeq lists its product as uncharacterized. The record is from RefSeq and is a predicted model, not a curated record. The coding region runs from base 421 to 1269 and encodes 282 amino acids. The transcript is spliced from 5 exons. Gene Ontology annotation, molecular function: acyltransferase activity, transferring groups other than amino-acyl groups. NCBI's taxonomy places the organism in Eukaryota, Metazoa, Arthropoda, Insecta, Diptera, Cecidomyiidae.
CGCUACAAAAAUGACUCCAAAAUCGCCGAUUAAUGAUCGAACUACUUUUGCGAACAUUUGUCACUUAUUAUUUACAUCCGAAUUUGAAAAUGAAACUGAAGCUGAAACUGAAAACUAUUUGACAACAGACAGCCAAUUUAAAACUGACAAGCUGAAAAAGUGCGUUCGUGAAGAGAGUGUUCGUUUACGCUACUGCUCAAUGUUUGAACGUACUUUAGUUUGCAAAUUAUUAUCGUAGUAUAUUGUAAUUUACAUUGAUGUUGCCUCACAUUGAAUCAUACAAUUCUAGGGAUAUACAAACAGAGAGAAAUACAGCAUAGAUUGGCCAAUAAACAUAACAAAUAUUCGGUUGUAAAUGUAGAACAAACCUGGAGAGAAUCUGUGCAUCAGUUUGUUUUAGGUCCCGGACUUGCAAUCAUCAUGUUUGAUCGUUUGAUAGAAAUUAAUAGAAAAGAUUUGCUUGCACUCAAAAAUCUAUACUCGCCCGAUGGAUCCAAAAGCUAUAUUGCAUACACAACUCUUGAUAAUUACAUUCGAUGGUUUGAACAAGACCCAUGUAUCAAGCACAUUAGUGCGUUCUGUUUGAAUGGAGAUUUUUCAGAUGGUACAUUUGUGAUCACCGACCGUUGUUCAAUUUAUGUUGAUACAUUUAACGAAAAUCUCGAUAAUCUUCUGCGUUUGCUGAAGUUGAUUGAUUAUUCGAAAGGUUAUGAUUUUUUAAGUGUAAGACCUGCACUUCGUCCCAUCGUAAGGGAAGCACUUUCAAGCAUUUCGGUUGAAAUUGUCACCGAUGAACCAACUUUGUUGUGCUACAUGCGCAAAGAAGAAGCCUUGAAAAUCAAAGUGCAUCCUCCAGAUGGUAUUCAGUUGCGCCAAAUCACAAAAGAUUCGGACAUUGAGAAAGUGAAUGCAGUUUGGCCAGAGCGUAAUGAAAACAGUUUUCAAUUUUUGAAACGGAUGAUAAUGAACAACAUCUGUAUCGGUGUGUUCAGAGAGGAAGACGGACGACUGUUAUCAUGGAAUUUAAGACUUCCCACGGGAUUGCUCGGUGUACUGCAAACGGAUCAAGAAUUUUAUGGACGUGGCUAUGCUACUCUUGUUAAAAAGGCAAUUGCACGAAAAGUUGCCGAAUCAGGUGAUGAUAUUUAUUAUGAUAUCUUUGCAAACAAUACAGCAGCUAGAAAUUUGGCCAAUAAACUUGGAUUUAAAAUUAUUGGAGAAGUGUAUUGGAUAGCAACCAAAAUUACAUGGACCACGGAUGAUGAAUAAAUUCAAUUUGAUUUUUGAUCGAAGAAAACAAACAUAAAUUGUAACAAAAACAAAUAUCAUUUAUAUCAGACGAAAAACCUCUAGACGUGGUUAAAAUGGAGUGACGCUCCUGUGAAUGGAUUUAACACUCAAAAUGACUGAUAUCAUUUUGAGUGACGCUAGGACGCUGUAUUAUUACUGGGUACGAAGUUCAAAAGUGUUUUUCGCAUUCAAUAUUGUGAAAAUUUAUUUACAAUAAGGGACAAUAUCGCGUCACGACUUUUGAAUUUAGUCUCAAAGUGAAACUUUAAAGCGUUUUGCCGUCCAAAAGUCGUGACGUCACUCCAUUUUGACCACAUCUAGAGGUUUUUCAUCUGAUAUCACUACUUUUGUAAGGCAAAUAUUUUCGGGAAAAUACACUUCUGCCAGAUAAAUGUCAUAUUAUUAGAAAUAUGCUAUUUUUUCGUACAACAUUUGCAUCCCUAUUUCACAAAUUCUGGAAAUAGUAAAUUCCACUUACAUCCAAAAUGUCCCAUAUCUCCCUAAUUUCACACUGUAAAAUGCGAUAAAAUUUCAAAUAGCCAUAAAAGAAAUGUUGAAGUAAUUGUGGAUCCUUAUUAUUUCAAUAAAAAAUAAUUAUUCUCAACUACCAAAGCUCUGGGAAAUGCGUUUUUUAUGUAUACCCCGAACAAAAAUUUAAUUUCAUACAUUAACCCUUUAUCACAUAUCGCUUCCCAAAGUAACCAGAUACGCCAGACGCAAUAGCUAUGGACCCAUUGGAUAUUUUUGCAUUCUUGUUUGGAAACAAAUGUAGGGAAUUGAACUAGCUUUCAUUUGAUACUUUACAGGCUACAAUCGGUAAGC